Solea senegalensis (Senegalese sole) is the source of this 3011-nucleotide messenger RNA. It is a transcript of the gene ercc4, whose product is annotated as excision repair cross-complementation group 4. The coding region runs from base 180 to 2888 and encodes 902 amino acids. Gene Ontology annotation, biological process: nucleotide-excision repair involved in interstrand cross-link repair; double-strand break repair via homologous recombination; resolution of meiotic recombination intermediates. Gene Ontology annotation, molecular function: single-stranded DNA binding; single-stranded DNA endonuclease activity; damaged DNA binding. NCBI's taxonomy places the organism in Eukaryota, Metazoa, Chordata, Actinopteri, Pleuronectiformes, Soleidae. Gene Ontology annotation, cellular component: nucleotide-excision repair factor 1 complex. The record is from RefSeq and is a predicted model, not a curated record. The transcript is spliced from 10 exons.
AAACGCCUCCUUUGUUUUUGCCACCACGUGACCGGAUGUGCAAUUUCAAAACAUUGACUAGCAGACGCGAGUAGCCCGUGUGCGGUUUGUUUCAAAUGUCUUUACCUGAUAUUUAUCACUGAUAGUGAAAGGAAACUUUUUGAAUUCGUUGCGAAGAGGACUGCGCCGGUGUGUCCGACAUGGCGGGCCCGCUCCUGGAGUACGAGACGGAGAUGUUCCUGAGUGUGUUCGGCUGUGACGGGCUGCUGGUGGCGGCGGAGGGGCUUGGGAUAGACCGCAUACUACUGCAGUUCAUGCGGGUUUACUCCGAGCAGGACAGCCUGGUGCUUCUGCUCAACACAACUACACCCGAACAGGAAUAUCUCACAGAGCAGUUGCGUGUGGAGGGUGUGACCCACCUGCCCAGGACAGUGACCAGUGAUGUCCAGAGCACAGAGCGUUAUAAUGUUUACACCGAAGGAGGAGUGCUGUUUGUCACCAGCAGAAUCCUGGUGGUGGACUUCCUCACUGACCGCAUUCCUGCUCAUCUCAUAUCAGGCAUCCUGGUGUAUCGCGCCCAUAAAAUCAUCGAGUCUUGUCAGGAGGCUUUCAUCCUACGCCUGUUCAGACAAAAGAACAAGACUGGUUUCAUUAAGGCCUUCACUGACAAGGCCACAGCCCUCUCCUCAGGCUUCUGUCAGGUGGAGCGUGUGAUGAGGAACCUCUUUGUCAAGAAGCUCUACCUGUGGCCCAGGUUCCAAGCAUCAGUGAACACAGCACUGGACAGGCAUAAGCCAGAGGUGGUGGAGCUUCAUGUGUCACUGACGCCAGCUAUGAGGGCCAUCCAGAGCUCCAUCCUGGACAUUAUGGGUGCCUGUCUGAAGGAGCUGAAACGCUACAACCCGUCUCUGGAGGUUGAGGACCUCUCAUUGGAAAACACACUGGGAAAGGCUUUUGAAAAGACCAUUCGUCACUAUCUGGACCCCCUGUGGCAUCAGCUUGGAGCUAAGACCAAGGCACUGGUCCAGGACUUGAAGGUACUCCGUGUUCUUCUGCUUUACCUCACCCAGUAUGACUGUGUCACCUUCCUCAAUCUCCUUGAGUCACUGCGCUCCAGCCAAAAGAGCUUUGGCUCCAAUUCAGGCUGGCUGUUCCUCGACUCCAGCACCUCCAUGUUUGUGAACGCCCGGAGUCGAGUGUACCGCAUCGCUGAGAGCAAGAAGAAACUCAAAGUGGGAUCAGAGGCUGAGAAACAGAAGUCAUCUUCUGCCUCAGAGGUGAAACGAGACCUGGUGCUGGAGAAAAGCCCAAAGUGGGAGGCGCUGACUGAGGUGCUGCAGGAGAUUGAGAGGGAGAACAAGAGCUCAGAACUUGAACCAGGUCGUGUGCUGAUCUGUGCCAGUGAUGACCGUACUUGUGCCCAGCUGCAGCAGUACAUCAGGCACGGCUCAGAUUGGCUGCUGCACAGAUUAUAUACUCGCACGAUUGGCAAACGGGACUCCGCUGCUGCUGCUGCCUUGGACCUUGAGUCACACAGUAAAGGAAAAGGUUGGGCCAAAAAAGGAGGCAAGGGGAAGGAGCCCGCACAGAAGAAAAACACAAAAUCCACGAAGAGUAAAAGCAGACCGUCUCUGACCCUGACCCAGAUGGUCGGGAAGGGGGAGACUGACGAAGUUGCCGCGUUGGGCAGCAGCGGAGAUGACGAAGAACUGAUGGAGGACGAUGAAAGCGAGGACGAACAGAUGAAGUUGAAUUUGUCCUCUGAUGCUUACUAUGGUGUGCUGAAGGAGCCUCUGACUGUUAUCCACCCGCUGAAAGGCUGCACCGACCCCCACAGCUUGACACGGGUGCUGCACGAGGUUGAACCCAGUUUUGUGGUGCUGUACGACGCUGAAGUGAGUUUUGUCCGACAGCUGGAGAUCUACAAAGCCAGCCGGCCUGGGAAGGCACUCCGGGUUUAUUUUCUCAUUUAUGGAGGAUCGACAGAAGAACAGAAGUACUUGACAGCACUCUCUAAGGAGAAGAAAGCCUUUGAACACCUCAUCAGGGAAAAAGCUACUAUGGUCAUACCGGAGGAGAGGGAGGGACGAGAAGACACCAACCUCGAUCUUGCUCGAAAUUUAGAGCCUGCCAAUGCAACUACCAACACCCGCAAAGCAGGAGGCCAGGAGCAGCCGAAAGAGCCUUCGCGAGUCAUUGUAGACAUGCGUGAGUUCCGCAGCGAACUUCCCUCCAUGCUGCAUCGCCGUGGACUGGACAUCGAACCGGUCACCCUAGAAGUAGGUGACUACAUCCUCACGCCAGACAUAUGCGUGGAGCGCAAGAGCGUCAGCGAUCUGAUCGGCUCUCUGCAGAGCGGCCGCCUCUACACCCAGUGUCUCUCCAUGACCCGCUACUACAAGAAACCAGUGCUGCUUAUUGAGUUUGACCCAGCGAAACCGUUCUCCUUGACGGCCCGAUCAGACUUCCGGCACGAGAUAUCAUCGAAUGACAUUUCUUCAAAACUCACUCUUCUCACGUUGCAUUUUCCCCGGCUGCGAAUACUCUGGUGCCCCUCCCCACAUGCUACGGCGGACCUUUUUGUAGAGCUGAAGAAAGGCCGCCUCGAACCCGACGCCGCCGCAGCUCAGGCGGUCACGGCUGAGUCGGACACGGUGGCUGAAUCAGCAGGCCUCUAUAACCCCGGACCUUAUGACUUUCUGUUAAAAAUGCCUGGGGUCAGCACGAAAAACUACAGGUCCUUGAUAAAAAGUGCAGACAGUCUGGCGGAUUUAACCAAACUCAGCCAGGACAAACUUGCAGAAAUACUUGGAAAUGCUCACAAUGCUAAGUCACUGUAUGAGUUUCUGCACAAUGUUGCAGAUGUUCCUGCUCCUGUGCAAAAGGCCAAACACGCAUCAAAGGAAUAAAAGCGUAAAAUCAGGAUUGUUUCUACAUUGUGAAGCUGGAUGAAAAUGUCUUGUGUAAAACUAAACAGAAAGAAUUGUCUCUGUAGAGUGUCUUUGUACAUUUUUAAAUCCAACUGCAUUUUA